This is a messenger RNA of Plasmodium gallinaceum, 2007 nucleotides long. Its product is annotated as phospholipase A2, putative. Gene Ontology annotation, cellular component: membrane. The record is from RefSeq and is a predicted model, not a curated record. The transcript is spliced from 3 exons. The coding region runs from base 1 to 2007 and encodes 668 amino acids. Gene Ontology annotation, biological process: arachidonate metabolic process. NCBI's taxonomy places the organism in Eukaryota, Apicomplexa, Aconoidasida, Haemosporida, Plasmodiidae.
AUGAGUGAUGAAGAUGAAAAAAUAUACAUUUACUCAGAUUUAUUUUCUAAAAAUUUUAGUGAAGAUGAAAAAGAUAGAACAUUUCAUAAAGAAAAAAAAGUUUAUAGUUCUAAUGAAUUGAAGAAUGGAGAAAAUGAAUAUUCUAAACUUAGAGCUGAAAAUUCUACAAUAUUAAAUGAUUAUUUUGAAAAUGAAAAUAUUAAAAAUUUAAAUGAGGGUAAUAUUAAUAGUAAUGAAAAAAAUGAUGUUAUAUUGUUUCCAAUAAAUAAAAAUUAUUCAAUGAAUAUAUUCGACGGACAAUUAGUAGAAAAUAAGCAUUCUGUAAAAUUAACAAAGUCUGGAUUUUAUUCAAUUUUUAUAGAAAAUAAUAAUAAUAGUAAAUGGGAUAGUAUUUAUUUUGGAUUAUCAAAAAUUCAAGUAGAGUUAAAUUAUAAAUUGAUGAUUAAGAAGGAUAUGAUAGAAAAAGAAUGUGAAGAAAAUAAUCAAAAUGAUAAUACGACUGUAAAUGAUGAAAAAGAAGAAAAUUAUAAUUUAGAAAAAAAAUUCAUGAAUUCAUUUUCCAAUUUAAAUAAUGAAAUAAACGAAGUGUGCAAAUAUAAUUUAGACCAAACUGAAAUAUUAUUAGAAGAUAAUUCAGAAAAAAGAAAAAAUGAUAAAUUUAAAGCAAAAAAUACUAACUAUUAUGAUAAUUUAAUAUUGAAAAAUAAAUAUGCUUCUAUUUUAUUUGAUACAAACAAUAAUAGUCCUGAAACGUACACUUGUUCUUUCAAGACAGAGGAUCAAAUAAGAGUUCCAUCAAAAAGGAAAAAAAAUGUUUAUUUAUAUAAUAAGGAAGAAAAUACUAUAUUAGAAUUAACUGUUCGUACAUAUAUGUCAUUAGGAAUGAGUGUGUUAUGUAAAUAUGGUUUAUUAUACUGUGGUAAAUAUAAUCAAAUUCCUCGAGAUCCAUAUGUACCCUUUAAAAAACCGGUUUCAAUUUUAUCAUUAGAUGGUGGUGGAAUAUUAACUAUAUCAACCUUAUUAGUGCUAAAUAGAUUAGAAAUUGAAAUAAGAAAAGAAAUAGGUAGUGACGAUAUUAAUUUAAUUGAUUGUUUUGAUAUGGUAUGUGGAACAAGUGCAGGAGGAUUGAUAAGUUUAGCUUUACUAAGAGAAAUAGGAGUGCAAGAUGUUACAAAUCUUUGGCCAAGUACGAUGAAAAAAGUAUUCGAAGGUAACAGGAAUCUUAUUUCAGGAAUCUUGUUUGAAGGAUAUGAUAUAAAUAGAGUUAAAAAUGUUUUAAUGGAACGGAUAGGAAAUAAAUUUAUAUCUUCUUAUAAAAAAUUAUAUUGUUUUGUAACUGCAACAGAUGUUAAACAUAAACCAUAUAAAUUAUUUUUAAUAAGAAAUUAUACUCAUAAAUAUAACUCUAUAAAUGGAGAAUCAUAUGAUGGUAUUAAUAAAGUGCCAUUAUGGCUAGCUGCUUGGGCAACCGCUUCGGCUCCUACAUAUUUAAAAGGUCCUAGUGCAGAUGAUAUAAAAAAAUUGGGUAUUAAAGUUAAACCAGAAAUACAUUUAGUUGAUGGAGCUUUAAAAGCUAGUAAUCCUGCUUUAAUUGCAUUAGAAGAGUGUGCAAGAUUAAAUAAUAAAAACUUAUCAACUUUUAUAAAAGAAGAUUUGGAUACUUUAGUUUCUAUUGGAACCGGUCAAUUACCAACAAAAUUAACACAAUCAGCUUCAAGCAGUAAAUCAGCAUCCACUUUUGAAAUUUUAAUUAACUCUACUCAUUUAUUAACAAGAGCAAAUGAUACACACAGAGAAGUUUUACAAUGGUUAGCUGAUAGAGAAAAUACAUACUUUAGAUUUAAUGUACCAAAUAUAGGAGAUAUAGAUAUAGACAGCCAAGAUAUCAAAGAUUUUGAUUUAAUUGCUAAAGCAACACAAGAUUAUUUGUUUGAUGAAAAAUAUUAUGAGAUUAAAAGAUUAGCUAAUAAGCUAGCCAAUAAUUAUAUACGUUCAAAAUAUCUGUAA